CCACGUGUCACCACUCACCACAGAGCCGCAUUGAGCCCAUCGUAACAUGAACAGUAGUCACUCUCUGUGGCUCUGCCGAUGCCCUGUUCAAGUCUCUGUUUCUCCGUCCAGCAUUUGCUCUUCUUUUUCUCUCUCAGCUUUUGCGUCUUGCAUUGGCUUGUUGCGUGAAAUCAGCGCGAGAAAGAAAUUAUCUUUCGGAUUCUCUCUGCCUGCAUUACCUGGAGAAAGAAAAUCGCACUAUCUCGAACUUUCUCAUCAACUGAGAAAGGAACUUCUCCAAGAAUGAUGAGAUGGGAAAGAGUGCAGGUACAACAAUACCAGGUGAUUAAUGGAGAUGCAUCAAGGCCCGGGAAGAGGUGGGGACACACCUGCAACGCCGUGAAAGGAGGGAGAUUUUUGUAUUUGUUCGGUGGUUACGGCAAAGACAACUGCCAGACCAACCAAGUUCACGUCUUUGAUACUGUUAAGCAGACAUGGAGUCAGCCAGUGAUAAAAGGCACACCGCCAACUCCGAGGGACAGCCACAGUUGUACGACUGUUGGUGACAAUUUAUAUGUGUUUGGUGGUACAGAUGGGAAGAACCCUCUUAAGGAUUUGCAUAUAUUGGACACAUCAACACACACAUGGAUUUGUCCAAGUCUAAGAGGUGAGGGGCCGGAAGCACGGGAGGGUCACAGUGCAGCACUUGUUGGAAAAAGGCUCUUCAUAAUCGGUGGCUGUGGAAAAUCUGCAGACACGAAUGUUGAAGUAUAUUACAAUGAUGUUCAUAUACUGAAUACAGAUACCUUUGUAUGGAAAUGUGCAACGACAUCAGGCACUCCUCCUUCUGCACGUGAUAGUCACACUUGCUCGUCGUGGAAGAACAAAAUCGUGGUGAUUGGAGGUGAAGAUGGACAUGAUUACUACUUGUCUGAUGUUCAUAUCCUAGAUGCAGAUACUCUUAUGUGGAAGGAGCUAAAUACAUCUGGUCAUAUGCUGCUACCUCGAGCUGGUCACUCUACUGUUUGUUUUGGCAAAAACUUAUUCAUUUUUGGGGGAUUUACAGAUGCUCAAAAUCUGUAUGAUGACUUGUAUAUGCUGGAUAUAGAUUCGGGUUUGUGGACCAAGGUCUUAACCACAGGUGACAGACCUUCAGCAAGAUUUUCUGUGGCUGGGGACUGUUUGGAUCCAGUGAAGGAUGGCGUCCUCGUGUUUAUAGGUGGUUGCAAUGAGAUUCUCGAGGCAUUGGAUGACAUGUAUUACUUGUAUACAGGGCUUAGAGAUGAGCGGAGGCCUGAAAAGUUAUCAUUGAGGAAACAAUUGAAACUAAAGUGCCAAGAACAAAAUCUUGCACCCAUGCAUGAUAACGCACUGACUAGAAUUGAGAAUAAUCCUGAUGUUCGUCAUCCCAUGGCCUUCAUGGGCUGCGGCCAACCAGGCAGGGAAAAUCUUCCAUUGAAUCAGGUGCAUCCUCUUCAAGGAAAGAAGACAUUUCAAGCCAGAGUUACUGAAAGCUUGCCACAUGGAUAUACUAUUGAAACAUAUAUAGAUGGAAAGCCCCUUCGUGGAAUAUUAUUUGCGAAUGGUCCUAGCUCUCCCAACUUGGCUAAUUUUAAUUCCUCUAGGAAAAGAGCUGGAGAAUUUGAUGGUGAUGUGUCAAAUGGUGAUCACUGUAAUAAAUCAAAAGCUUCUAGAACCCUCCAGCAGGACUCCUUGGGACACAAACAAGCAUAUAACCUGCCAGGGAAGGAUUCCUCAUUGCAGGAACCCAAGGCAGAAGCUUCUGCCGCUGCUCAAGAUUUGAAGAAUCUGGCUCCUUCUAAUAAUGUUUCUCGGCUUCCUGAGUGCAAGGAAAAAAAACUUGAUGUAGUCAUUUGGAUUUUCUGCAGUUCCGAACAAACCCAGAAUCAUCUGUUGCUUCUUCCCUGAAUCUAAAUGAUGCUAGGAAAAAUGCAACAGAUUCCACCUCUAAAGUUCUGAAAGAGCAUUCCGACUCAUUGCAGGAUUCCAUGGCUUCAUCCUUAGGUCAAGAUGACAGGACAGCAACCUUGGGAGAUCAGAACACUCCAGCAUAAUCAGUUUGAUCGUUGAACAAUUGACCUUUCUGAAUGCUCCUUCCACAUAUCUGAACAUAUAUGAGUAGAUAGCCCCUGCCACAAGUACAUUUAUCUUGAAGGCAGUCAUAGUCACAUAGAUGCAUUUGACUGGUGAACCAUACAGAAUCUGCUCGCUAACUGAGUGCUUCCGAUAAGACUGCGGUUAAAGCACAAGGAAAGAUGAUGUACAGGAAGUUGGUGAAUGUUAUGGGCAUCUUUCCUUCCUUGGAAACAAAAUACCAGAAUGUAGCUGCUUUGAACUAUUUACAGAUAUUGCUUGCAUUUCCUGUUCCCAGAGAACAGUUUGUAAAAUGCUGAAGGCUCAAAAAUUUAUGAAGUCUGCGAUAAGUUU
Messenger RNA from Tripterygium wilfordii, 2427 nucleotides. RefSeq names its product kelch domain-containing protein 3-like. Bases 283 to 1908 code for a protein of 541 amino acids. Lineage: Eukaryota; Viridiplantae; Streptophyta; Magnoliopsida; Celastrales; Celastraceae. Gene Ontology annotation, molecular function: protein binding. The transcript is spliced from 12 exons. The record is from RefSeq and is a predicted model, not a curated record.